AUGGCAGAGCAAGACUCUGACGCCGUUGGAGAGGAGCGCCCGACGGCGGCGGGACAGGAGCCCUCGGCGGCAGACCGGAGCUGCGAAGAAAUGGGCUGCGGAGACUUGGCGGACCCGCUCGUGUACGUGCUUCGGUGCUCGCACUGCGAGACGGAGCUGACGCGCCGCGGCAUGCGCGUGUGGCUCUGCGCCGACAGCACGACACGCCUCUUCUCGACAGACAUUCCGACUGAGGCGCUCGUCGAGGAGGCGUGCGCAAAGUCGGCGCCGCUGUGCCACUGUCGCAUACGGGACGUGAGCUGCUCCAGCUGCCGAGGCCGCGCAGGAUCCUUCCGCGCAGGCGAGUGUGCGCCAGAGCCGCUCACGCCUGCUGUUCCGGCCCUGCUAGGCACAGUCGGCUACCACGUCAUCGCGGCCUGCUUUGCGUGCGACGAUGGCGGCGAGGGCGGCGGCAACAACGGGCACUACUGGCUCCUCCACGGCGAGGGUGUGGCUGCGGCGCCGAGGGAGAGGCGUGGCCGACGGCUGCUGUGGAGUGAGUUGCCUUACAACGGCGUGGAGGAGGGCGAGGAGGGCGGCGAGGAGGGCGGCGAGGAGGGCGGGAGGGGGUUGGCCGCCACGCUCUGCAGCAUCUGCGCUUCUCCGAUGCGGCAGCGCACGCGGACCCCCUGCGGACACGAGUUUUGCUACGGCUGCAUCUCUCGAGAGGCGCGCUGCCCGCUCCCGGCCCCGCGCCUCGCCUCGGAGGCCUCUCGCGCGGGAGGAGCUCGCGUGUCGGGUCGGCGCAGGGGGUUGGGUCUCGGUGACGUCUAA
This is a messenger RNA of Emiliania huxleyi CCMP1516, 813 nucleotides long. RefSeq lists its product as hypothetical. The transcript has 3 exons. NCBI's taxonomy places the organism in Eukaryota, Haptophyta, Isochrysidales, Noelaerhabdaceae. The coding region runs from base 1 to 813 and encodes 270 amino acids. The record is from RefSeq and is a predicted model, not a curated record. Gene Ontology annotation, cellular component: cytosol. Gene Ontology annotation, molecular function: metal ion binding.